AUCCCUAGCUUGUGCAUAACAAAAACAGACAUUUCGCCGGAUUCGUCGUUAUAUUUUACUAUAUUUUUUGCAUUUUGUGGCCUGUGAAAAGCUCAUGCCACACAAUGGCCGCAAUGCUGAAAGGACUUCCCCGCCUGCUACCCGCCCGUUGCCUUAGCUCGACGGCAGGAGGAGCUGCCGCCACAGGCACUGGUCCAGCCACAACGCCACUACGUCCGCGUCCAAAUACCCUCACCGACGAAAUCAUACGCGUCGAUCAUGCCGGCGAACUAGGCGCCGAUCGUAUCUAUGCCGGCCAAAUGGCCAUUCUGGGCAACGGACCCAUGGGCAAGACCAUCGGUCACAUGUGGGAGCAGGAGAAGGAGCAUCGCCGGCAGUUCGAGCAGCUCAUUCAGCAGCAUCGCGUCCGUCCCACGAUUAUGACGCCGCUGUGGAACGUGGCCGGGUUCAUGCUGGGCGCUGGAACCGCUUUAAUGGGCGAAAAGGCGGCAAUGGCCUGUACGGUGGCCGUGGAGACGGUCAUUGUGGAGCACUACAACGAUCAGCUGCGCCAGAUUAUGGAUUCACCCAACCCGGAUAAGGAGCUGCUACAGACAAUCACCAAAUUCCGAGACGAGGAACAGGAGCACCACGACACGGGCAUCGAUUGCGGGGCCGAGCAGGCGCCCUUUUACCAGGCCCUGACCGAGGUGAUCAAAUUUGGUUGUAAGACGGCCAUAGCCAUCUCGAAGAAAAUCUAAGAAGCCUUCCUCUUGUAUAUACCAAAAUAAGGAACAUACUUUUCGUUCUAUUCUGUUGUCUCUUUGCCGACGUGUUAAGCAUUAAAGAUAUUUGUAUAGGAAAAAACCCAUAAGAAUAUAUCGAAAAAUAACGCACUUAGCGAUUAAAUAUUAUUUUUAUGGCA
Drosophila kikkawai is the source of this 904-nucleotide messenger RNA. RefSeq names its product ubiquinone biosynthesis protein COQ7, mitochondrial (gene Coq7). Gene Ontology annotation, cellular component: nucleus; mitochondrial inner membrane. The record is from RefSeq and is a predicted model, not a curated record. Gene Ontology annotation, biological process: ubiquinone biosynthetic process; regulation of gene expression; regulation of reactive oxygen species metabolic process. Gene Ontology annotation, molecular function: 3-demethoxyubiquinol 3-hydroxylase activity. NCBI's taxonomy places the organism in Eukaryota, Metazoa, Arthropoda, Insecta, Diptera, Drosophilidae.